AUGUCGCAAAACGAUCACGAGUUGUUAUCGAGACGUUUAUAUUUCGAGAUGUCAGCUAUCGACCCUGACUGCGGCGUCAAUGCUAUCGUCAAUUACACGCUUGGCGAAAGCUUCGCGAAGCCACAAUUUUCUGUAAAGCCUGACACUGGGGAGCUUUGUGUGUCAGCUCCACUCGACUAUGAGGCCUACAGCGAAUUCGAAUUCCCUGUAUUAGCCACAGAUAGAGGAGGCCUGUCCACAACCGCUAUGGUGAAGAUCCAGCUACUUGAUAUAAACGACAAUGUCCCAGCCUUCACUGUUAAAGAUUACAACGUGUCUCUGAAAGAAGGACGGAUAUCGAUCGAGCCGAUUAUUGCAGUUUCCGCAACCGAUUCUGAUUCAGGCAGAUUCGGUACUAUUACUUAUAGAAUAGUAAGUGGAAAUGAGAACGAUGUAUUCAGAAUUGACAGAAGCACAGGAGAGAUAUUAGUUACUAAGCCAGCUCUAGUUCAAGCAAAUGGAAAAUUUGACCUGGAAGUUUCAGCUACUGAUGGUGGUGGUUUAACUGCUCCUCAAAAUGCUGUAGUACAUGUUACUGUAAUGCCUGCUGGAAUGGGAUCAGCUCUCUUUGACAAACCAAGAUACAAUUUUCGGAUAAAAGAAGAUGUACGGAUUGGGACGAUAGUCGGAAAUCUGAAAGCCACUGUUAGUGAUAGAGGCCAACCCCCAGUGCGCUACAGCAUCGUCUCCGGGGAUCCAGAUCAUCGUUUUACUAUUGAGCCGCUCUCCGGGUCUAUUAGAACUGCUGGACUGCUGGACCGUGAAACCACUGCUUCAUAUCUACUCAAUGUCAGAGCUGCCAAUGGAAAUCCCUCGAGUUUUGAUCAAACACAGGUCCAAAUCACCCUAGAAGAUGUCAACGACAAUACACCAGAAUUUGGUACAUCAUCAGUACGAGUCUCAGUAGCAGAAUCGGCUCCCAUCGGUUCUAUAGUUUACGCUGCAAAGGCAACUGAUGAAGACUAUGGAAAAAACGGUCAAAUCAGUUAUCAUUUAAUAUCAAGCACAGGACCCGCUAAUACAUUUGCAGUGAAUCAUCAACAUGGACUAGUCACAUUAUUGAGGUCUCUUGACUACGAGAAUCUCGUUCGACAUACACUCAUCAUUUCAGCUAAGGACAACGGUAUACCCUCGUUAAGUGCAAACUUAACUUUGGUUGUAGAUGUUCAAGAUGUCAAUGACAAUUCGCCAAUAUUUGAACAUGAUUCGUAUAGUGCGAAUGUCGUUGAAUCUGAAACUGUUAAUGCUAAGAUCCUUGAAAUUCAAGCUAUAGACAAAGACACAGGUAACAACGCACGUAUUACAUACAAGAUUGCACAAGAAUCCACAAAUAUAACUGAAGAUUAUUUUAAAGUACAACCCAGUACUGGUUGGGUAUAUCUAGCUAAACAACUAGAUAGAGAAACGACUGAAAAACAUAAAAUGGUUAUAAUAGCUGUCGAUAACGGUAUACCGCCACUUUCCGCAACAGCUAACUUAAUAGUCAACGUAAUAGAUGCAAAUGACAAUGAUCCAGUAUUCAGCAAAACGGCGUACGAGUUCCAAGUUGAAGAAAAUCAAAAAGCUGGAGCGUUGGUAGGAAAAAUUGCGGCUACGGAUGCGGAUUUAGGUGAUAAUGCUGUUAUCAGAUACAGUCUCUUUCCGAGUAAUACAAGCUUCAAUGUUAAUCCCAUUACAGGUGUUAUAACAACCAAAGAAAUCUUAGAUAGAGAGUUUAAAUCCUCUUACUCUUUAUUUGCCGAAGCUAAAGAUCAAGGGACUCUCUCCAGAUCCAGCAGAGUUCCUGUUUCUAUCAAAAUUACCGAUGUAAAUGAUAAUCCGCCAGAAAUAAUUGAUCCUAGAGAAGAUGUGGUUAGUGUGAGGGAGGAACAACAGCCCGGCGCAGAAGUUGCCAGAGUUAAAGCUAUUGAUAGAGAUAAUGGUGUAAAUUCUACUAUAACUUACUCUAUCUUGAAUGAGAGAGAUAUGGACGGCUUCGGUGUUUUCGUUAUCGACGCUGACACUGGUGUUAUUAAAACUAGUACUGUAUUGGACCAUGAGGAACGAUCAAUAUACCGUCUCACAGUAGCUGCAACUGAUGGAGGUACACCACCUAAGAAAACAGUGAGGCAACUGAAAGUCGAAGUAUUAGAUUUAAACGACAAUAGACCAACAUUUACUAGUUCCAGCUUAUCCUUUAAAGUAAAAGAAGAUUCCAAAAUCGGCCAUGUUGUGGGAACAGUAGCAUGUUGUGUUAGUGACAUUACAGAAAACUCAGUCAACGAUAAUGAUGAAAAGCAAAUAUCAUAUCUUCUAAUGCCCCUCACAACGGACCAUGCACCUGGGACUUUCGAAAUAGAUCGGCGUACAGGUUCUUUGGUAGUUGCUAGACAACUAGAUAGAGAAAUACAAGAUGAGUAUCGCCUUGAAGUAAGAGCUUUGGACACAUCCGCAACCAACAAUCCUCAAAGCAGUGCUGUGACAGUAAAGAUUGAAAUAAUAGAUGUCAAUGACAAUGCACCUCAGUGGACUCAAGAUCCUAUAAAUAUAGAAAUAUCAGAACUCACGCCUGUUGGUACGAUAGCCUACAAUUUUACAGCAAAAGAUGCUGAUUCAGGAUCUAAUGGAGAUCUCAAUUUUCACAUAGUGUCAUCCUUGCCUAGUGCUAAAAAUGUAUUCAGUUUAGAUCCACUUACUGGUUCUCUUACCUUAACCUCUGGUCUUGAUUAUGAAACAUUAAAAGAGUAUUGGCUAGUCAUAGAAGCAACAGACCUGGCACCAAAUGUGACGGAGAGAAUGGCAACAUCAGCAACUGUACAUAUUUCUGUUACUGAUGAAAAUGACAAUACUCCUAACUUCGUAUCAGCUCCUAAAGCUAUUGUUUCUCUUAAUACUUUAUCCGGACUUCUUUAUCAAUCACUGGCAGUAGAUGCUGAUUCAGGUGAUAAUGGAAGAAUAUCUUAUUACAUAUCUGGUGGUAAUGAUCAUGGUUAUUUUUCAAUGGAUUAUGAUAUUGGAAAAUUGACACUAUCAAAUAAAUAUUCGCAAGAUGUAUCCAAAAUUCGACCUGGACAAUACAAAUUGAAUCUCACUGCUUCUGACCAUGGAACGCCGUUUCCGAGACAGGCUCAUAUGACUUUGAAUUUAAUAUUACAAGAAUCAACAAAUAUUCCUCCAAGGUUUACGGAUUCUUUCUAUAGAACAAAUAUCAGUGAAGAUAUUAGACCAGGUAGCUUUGUGACAAGGUUGUCUGCUAAAUCAUCAAGAGGGAAUGCAAGUAAUUUAACGUACAUGAUUCCUUCUGGAGUAGCUGAUGACAAAUUUGCAAUAGACGAACGCCUUGGAACAAUUACAGUGAAAACUAAAAUCGACAGAGAAGAGAGAAAUCAAUAUACGUUCCCCGUUUACGUCACAGAUUCUAGUACCUUCCAAUCAACCAGUAAUUUUGACGUUACUACUGUCACAAUUAGUAUAAUGGAUGUAAAUGAUAACCCACCAAGUUUUAAAACUGGAUCAUGUUAUCCUCUAGCUAUACCAGAAAAUAAUGAUCCCGAAGUAAUACACACUGUAGCCGCUAGUGAUAAAGAUAUAGGAGCUAAUGGUGUUAUUACUUACAGUAUUACAUCAGGAAAUAACGGGAAUAAAUUCUCUAUAGACUCCACAACAGGAAAAUUAACUGCUAGAACAUUAGAUCGUGAAACACAGUCAAAAUAUCAUUUAACUAUAACAGCUUUUGAUCAUGGAUCUCCAGUAGCGUUGCAAGGGUCUUGUAAUAUAACAAUCAUAGUUGAAGAUCAAAAUGAUAAUGAUCCAGUUUUUGAUACUGGCCACUACUCUGCUGCUAUCCCAGAAGAUGCAAUGGUUGACACGUCAGUUAUUAAAGUAAGAGCAACAGAUGCAGAUUUGGGUUUUAAUAAAAGAAUUGUAUAUUCACUAGCGAAUGAAAGUCAAGGAUUGUUUAGGAUUGACAAUAAAACUGGGAUAAUUUUUACCACUGGUACAUUUGAUAGAGAAAAAACUAAUAUUUACCAUUUUGAAGCGGUAGCAACAGAUGAGGGACGAUAUAUAACUCGUUCCCAAAGAGUUUCAGUCGAAGUUACUAUCAACGAUGUCAACGAUAAUAAACCAAUCUUCACUAAGUACCCUUUCAAAGAACAAAUAGCGACACUUACACCGCCGGGUCAAAGCUUGUUACGGGUUUCAGCUACUGAUAAUGAUAUUGGAACCAACGCAGAAAUAAUUUACGAACUUUUAGAUACAUCCAAUCACAAGUUCCGUAUUAACCCAACAACAGGCGUUCUAACAGCAACACAAAGCUUAGCAAGUGAAAAUGGAAAGCUAAUUCACUUGAAAAUAAUAGCAAAAGACAAAGGAAAUCCUCCUCAAAGUUCUAUAGGCCUCAUAGAAAUACGUGUGGGUGACUUUUCCGAUCAAAUACCUACGUUGAACUUUCAAAAUUCAACAUACAACGUUACUAUUGAAGAAAAUAUGUCAUAUGGAAAGGAUGUACUUCAAGUGACUGCAGUCCGAAGCGAUGGGCGGCGACAGAGAAUAAUUUAUGAAAUUGGCAACGGCAACGAUCAGUAUGCAUUCGAAAUCGACUCUAACUCCGGAAUAAUAAGGGUGAAUAACUCCGCCAAUCUUGACUAUGAGUCGUAUCCGGGCCCGCGAAGGCAGCUUGUUGUAGUCGCACGCACAGAAGGAUUGCCUGUUAUAUACGGCUACUGCGACGUUAUAAUAAAUCUAAUCGAUCAGAACGACCAUGCUCCCAGGUUUACGCAACAACAAUACAUUGCGAAUGUCCUUGAGGGGAAUACUAAGGGCGAAUUCGUCGUGCAACUCGCCGCUAAGGAUGGCGAUCGUGGUGUAAAUGCGCGAAUACUUUACCACAUAGUAGACGGAAAUCAUGAUAAUGCAUUCAUUAUUGAACCUGCUUUCUCCGGAUCGGUUAAGACAAACAUUGUUCUUGAUCGGGAGAUAAGGGAGGCAUACAAACUAACGGUGAUAGCUACGGAUGAAGGUGAUCCACAAAUGACAGGAACAGCCACGCUUAGGAUUAAUGUCGUGGAUGUGAAUGACAAUCAGCCGACAUUCCCACCGCCGAAUGUCAUCUCCGUAUCGGAAGGAACGGAAGUUGGAACUGUUCUCACAUCUGUUACUGCAAACGACGUCGAUACGUAUCCGGCUUUGAAAUACUCAAUAAUGCAGGGGGACAAUAGUUUUUCUAUAGACCGAUAUAGCGGAAAGAUUGUUUUAAAUAUACCCCUUGAUUUCGAAACAAAGAAGAUUUACGAAGUAAAUGUGACUGCGUCAGACAGUGAACACGUAGCCCAAACUACCUUAACGAUAAAAAUUACAGACGUAAAUGAUAAUUCGCCAAUAUUUGAGGACAUCUCCUACAACAGGAUACUGCCUGAAGGCACAGAUACCCUAGAAAUUGGAUCCGUGAGCGCAAAAGAUGAAGAUGAUGGAGACAACGGCAAGAUAACUUAUUCGAUUCUUCGCCCAACCAAUGGGUAUUAUAUUGACGCAACAUCUGGAGCCAUAUUUGUGAAUUACAGUGCUUUACCACCGAAUCAGAGGGACACACAAUUAGCAGUAGUAGCCACUGAUCACGGAAAACCUAAUAGGAGUGCUGUGGCUUCUGUAAGGAUCAGCACGGGAGCAUCCUCGGAGAUCAAACCAUUCAUCGGGCAAGAUAGUUACAGGAUCACGGUGAACGAAAACACUGAGAAAGGAUCAUCGCUUCUUCAAAUUGGUGGUAUCAAUGAUGUGCUGAAGAAAUACAACUUGGAUAUCCAUAUUGUAUCUGGCAACGAUGGAAACACAUUUGAUGUGACUUUUGACGGGGCUCUAGUUUUACUCAAUAAAUUGGAUAGGGAGACUCAAGAAUCGUAUGUUCUAGGACUAGCAGCUGUAGAACAAGGAAAAGUAUUGCCAUAUAACCAGAACAAAACUUCUAUCACAGUAUUCAUUACGGUAGCGGACGCAAACGAUAACUCUCCUACGUUUUCUACUAAUGAAUUCGAGUUGACCAUCAGCGAAGACGUGAAAAUUGGAUACACUUUAACACAACUUACUGCCACUGAUGCCGAUUUGUAUGGAACACCCAAUGCUGCUAUAACUUAUAAUAUUACCUCAGGAAAUGAUGAGCAACUCUUUUUCGUGCAUCCAACUACUGGCAUCUUGAGUGUCAAUAAAAGUCUGGAUUAUGAUACUGGAAAUACUCAAUACAAGCUUGUCGUAUUAGCUUGCGAUGAAGGAGUGCCAUCUCUUUGUAAUGCAGUGUAUAUACAUAUUGGUAUACUCGAUGAAAAUGAUAAUGCGCCAACUUUCCCUGUUAAUGAAUACUUUGAGACGAUAGGAGAAAAUGAAAGGGUUGGUACAUCGAUAUUUACUGCACGAGCUACUGAUUUAGAUAAAGGAAGAUACGGAAAACUAAACUAUUCUAUAGCGACCUCUACAAAUAGUUAUAAUAGGAAUGAUGACUCUUGGAAAAUGUUUCUUAUUGAUUCAUCUUCGGGACUGGUGAACUCCAACGCAGUUUUUGACUAUGAAAUAAAAAAUAAAUAUGAAUUUGUGAUAAAAGCCACAGAUUUAGGAGGUAAAAGUACCACUGUAAAGGUUAGGAUUGAUAUUGAAAGCAGAGAUGAAUUCUACCCUCAGUUUACUCAAAAAACUUAUAAGUUCCGAGUACCGAAGUCGGGAUCAAUUUCUGCUGGUUAUGUUAUAGGACAAGCAACAGCCACAGACAGAGAUAAGGGUAUUGAUGGCAGGAUAGUUUACCAGUUAUCCACAUCGCAUUCUUACUUCAAAAUUAACAGAACGACGGGUGUAAUAAUAUUGAAGAAAAAAGUAGACUCGGUACAAAACCUCUUCGGUUCUGAUAAAUCAAUAAGUUUAGUAGUAACAGCUAGUUCUGGGCGACAAGGUUCAUUGACAAACAAAACAGCUGUUGAAAUUGGAAUGGAUGACCUCGCAUUAGCAUCAGAUGUCAACCAAGUGAAUGAUCCUUCGGCCGUAGCAAGUGGUGGCUUAUCAGAUUGGGCCCUAGGAUUACUCAUUGUUUUUAUAUUCAUAAUAAUUAUAUUUGCUGCAGCUUUCCUUUUCUUGCAUAUGAAAAAUAAAAGACACAAGAAAGUUAACAAACCGGGUCUGAAUUCAGAGGGCGUAGGUGCAACAAAUAGUUAUGUAGAUCCCAGCGCUUUUGACACUAUUCCUAUUAGAAAUACUGGAGCAGUAAAUACUGGAAAUCAAUUCGCGCCACCAAAGUAUGAUGAAAUCCCACCAUAUGGGCCACACACUGCGAGUUCGAAUUCAGGAGCCGCAACGACAUCUGAACUAUCAGGUUCUGAUCAAUCGGGAUCAAGUGGUAGAGGAUCAGCUGAAGACGGUGAAGAUGGCGAGGAUGAAGAAAUUAGAAUGAUUAAUGAAGGUCCCCUACAAAGAGAGUCUGGGAUUCACAGAGAUGAUGACAAUCUUUCAGAUGUAUCUGUACACAAUACUCAGGAAUACCUAGCAAGAUUAGGCAUCGUUGAUACCGGAACAGGCGGUGGUGCAUCUACCUCAUCAAGAAGAUGUUCAGAAAAUGUUGGAAAUAAAGAUACUAUGCUACACCAUGCGCCGAUAGACUCUAUGCAUAUGUUUGAUGAAGAUGGAGCUCACGAAAACGAUAUAACUAAUCUCAUAUACGCCAAAUUAAAUGAAGUCACUGGUAGUGAAAGAGCGAGUAGUGCUGACGAAGCCAGUGCAGCUGUAGAUAGAGCUAUGGCCUUAGGAGCAUUUCCAAAUGCGCCUGGAGAUAACACAGCUGUACCCACUGCGGGACCCUCAAUGACAGGUAGUUUAAGUUCUAUAGUGCAUUCCGAAGAAGAACUAACCGGUAGUUACAACUGGGAUUAUCUACUAGACUGGGGACCUCAGUACCAACCAUUAGCUCACGUGUUCUCUGAAAUAGCUCGUCUGAAAGACGAUGCCGUUUCUCUACAAAGUGGUAAUAGUGGAGCAUCAAGUGCAAAAAGUAAAGGCACUUCCAUGUCUGGUGGUAAGAGUGUUCCUCCACCUUUAUUAACUACAGUCGCCCCUCGAAGUUGUCCAGCACCAUCAUUGUCAUGUAGGCAGCCACAACUAUUAUUACCAAGGUCACCAAUUAGUCACGAUGUUCCUGGCGGGUUUUCUGCCGCCGCAGCCAUGUCGCCUUCAUUCUCGCCUUCCUUAUCACCAUUAGCUACUAGAUCGCCAUCAAUGUCACCACUAGUAGGCCCAGGCCUGCCUCCGGCUCCAGGGAAUAGGAAACCUCCGCAUUCAACUAUGAGGAUAUGA
Messenger RNA from Arctia plantaginis, 8340 nucleotides. NCBI's taxonomy places the organism in Eukaryota, Metazoa, Arthropoda, Insecta, Lepidoptera, Erebidae. The record is from the annotation of a GenBank genome assembly.